Molecule: messenger RNA, 1521 nt
Organism: Morus notabilis
Lineage: Eukaryota; Viridiplantae; Streptophyta; Magnoliopsida; Rosales; Moraceae
Exons: 4
Coding region: 183-1271 (362 amino acids)
Molecular function (GO): zinc ion binding
Source: RefSeq, a predicted model, not a curated record
GAGAGAGAGAGAGAGAGAGAGAGGCUUACAAUCCUGUGGCUCGAUCGAUCCGUUGUUGUUUGUUCCUCUCCGCACAAGUGGAGAGGUUAAAUUCGUCUGCAACAAGGAAUAUAUCAAAUGAAAUGUUCUAAGGACCUAAAAGUAUAAGUCCUAUCCUUGCGAUUAAAGCCUCAAGUGGUUUGAUGGGUAAGGAAACUCAGUCACAAUCUAAAAGUGGAGUUAGUGACGAAGGUUGCUCUCCUAGUGACAGUGACAAUUUAGAGUCUUACUCCCGCCAUAGUUCGGAGAAGGAUGUUGGCUUGGGAACUUGUCGUGUAUGCCAAUGUGUUGAAUCAGAGAAAAGGGGAGAUGCAGCAUUAGAGUUUUUAGAUAUAGUUCCUCCGUUACAGGAAGCAUGUAAAAGCAAUGGAGAAAUGAAUCCUGAUAAAAAAGUGAUUGUGAAAAAUGCUGAAAGCGAUGUUUCUGUAAAGAAGAAUGUUAGAGAAUCUCGUCUCGUGGAACUUGUAAGUCCUGAUGGUGAGGUUCUCAUCUGUAAUGUCGAUUUAGAAAUGGGCUCAUGUGACCAUCAAGACACAUUAAUUGAGCUUGGUUGCUCUUGCAAAAAUGACCUUGCUUUGGUACAUUAUGCAUGUGCACUGAAAUGGUUUGUUAACCAUGGAUCUACUGUUUGUGAAAUUUGUGGUCAUGUUGCAAAAAAUAUUAGAACUGCAGACUUUAGAAAGGUUGUGGUUUCUUUGAAAGAAUAUGAAGCACUGAGGGAAAGGACUGCUAGUGGAGAACCCAAUCCUGCCCAUGUUCAAACAAGUACUGGUGUAGACCCUGAUGCCGUAGCUGCUAUCCGAAGGCAACGGCUGAGUGAGAUUUCCCUAUGGUUUGGUCCACAUAAUAACAGUAAUAAUAACAAUCAUGCUCCAGUUUCACAAGCUGUAUCUGAACAGUCUUUGAAUACUGUAACUGAAGACGUUACGCCUGCUGAAAAUCUUGCUGCAAAGUGGGCUGUGGAAGGUACUGGGAUUCUUCUUGCUACAGGUCUACUUACUGUUACUCUUGCAUGGCUCAUCGCUCCUCGAGUUGGGAAGAAAACUGCCCGAAGUGGUCUUCAUAUUCUUCUUGGAGGCAUUUGUGCUUUAACAGUCGUCGUGUUCUUUCGCUUUUUUGUGCUUACCAGAAUCAAGUAUGGGCCUGCACGCUAUUGGGCAAUCUUGUUUGUCUUUUGGUUUCUUGUGUUUGGUAUAUGGGCUUCACGGACACAUGGUGCUCAUUCAACGUGAUUAUAUCAUUAUUAUUAUUAUUAUUAUUAUUUUUGUUUGAUAAGAAACAUAUUUGUUUAUGCUAAUUAAUCGAGUUUGUUUGUUUUUUCCUCUUUUAGUUUGUUCCUUUCUCAUUUCUCUCAUGGUAAAAGAAACUUUUGAAACUUCAUCAGGAAUAAUCUUGGGUAUAUAUUUUUUAUGCUAGAUUGUGGUAUAUUGUUGAGUAAGCUCUUGAUAGGUAAUCUGGAUGUGUUGUACCGACAGUUAUCAU